CACAGCCGGACAAGUAAGAGCGAUCAUGGUUCAGAGUCCAAGUGUUCUAGUGAUGAUGGGCGUCGCAAACAAUGCAAAAGUGAACGCGAAGCAGAAGAUGAAAUUGGUGAUUCGGGUCAUGAUGUCCAGCAAGUCGCAUUCAACGCCACUGAUAAUGGCUUCUUUCAUCAUCACGAUCCAUCCAUGUACUUUGACCCGAAUCGCCGAGGUGGCCCAACACCGCAAGACCCAAGGUUCAUGUGGCACCAGCACCCGUACCCGCCAACUGGCAAACUCUCGGAUGGUCGUGUAAUGCCAUCGUCUCACCACGAACCCGGGGGCAAUCCAAGGUAUCCUGACUACAGGUGCCCUCCUUAUCCCAGCCAUCCAGUUGUGGGUCACCCGUAUGAUCCGUAUUGGCAUCCAUACUGGGCCCAGCAAACGGGAUUUCACCAACAGAUGGAUCCCAGGUUGAGAAGAGGUCCGAGCCGAGGAGGAACUGAUGGUCCGUCGUCCGUGGCUCAUCCGGGGUCUGGCAAGGAUGGUUCGCAUUCUGAAGCUGGCGGAGGUGAUCAAAGAGAAGGAUCCUUGCAAAAUCCACGUUCGUUGCGGCGUCGCCACAGCAUUGGAAGCGCCCAUUCACGCGAUGCGAUUAUGCACGAAGUGACAGUCUCGAUACAGCAGGAUCAGAAGACUUGGUUGAACAGGUGCAGUCAGUGUGGACAGAGCGUCAUUGAUUGCCGAUGUAGUAAUCUCCAUCACGAGGAUGAGGCAAUCCAGGGAAACGAUGAUCAUGGUCGACCUCGAGACCUGGAGUCUCGGUUGGGCUCCUCCUCCCACCAAGAUGUCUCCUUGUUUGACACUUUUGGUAUCCGAAAUCCCAAUGCACAGAAGCGAGGAAUGGGCAGUCAUAGCCGGAUCGACGGAGAGUUCCAUGCGUCGACUCACAUGCAUCCGGGUUUCUAUCGUCCACCACCAUUGCAACCUCUGUACCGUCGACCGGAAGGAUUCGACGUGAUCGAUUACGUCCACAUGUCCAACACACAACGAUUGGCUGGUUCCAUGUCCCAGAACAACCAUCGGGGUCGUACCUUUCAGCGAUUUCAAGAACAACAAGAGCAACCGCAGGACGAAGCAGUCACCGCGGGUCCCAUGAAAAACGCGUCGCAACUGUCUUCAUCCGAGAAAAGUAGAGCUGCCAUGGAAGCCCGGCGGGUGGUGGUUGACGAUGGUUCGUUGCGCUAUCCACCGAUGCGAUCUUUCAGUUUCGGAAGCAAGUCGGGACGGAGAUCCACCUCGGGGCGUUUCUCUGUGAUGAGCGAAGGUUCCAUUGCAUCCUUUGCCGUCUAG
This is a messenger RNA of Seminavis robusta, 1329 nucleotides long. The record is from the annotation of a GenBank genome assembly. NCBI's taxonomy places the organism in Eukaryota, Bacillariophyta, Bacillariophyceae, Naviculales, Naviculaceae.